CACCCACCCCACAGGCCCAUCAGCCUCACGGUGGCCAAGUGCUGGGACCCGACCCCACGGAGCUACUUCACCAUCCCGAGGGCUGACCCCGUUCGGCCCAUCGACCCGGCUGCCUGGCUGUCCCACACGGCGGCGCUGACCGGAGCCCUGCCCCGCUACGGUACGAGCCCUUGCUCCAGCGCCAUCACCCGCACCAGCUCCUCCUCACUAACCAGCUCUGUGCCCGGCGCUCCGCAGCUGGAGGAGGCCCCACUGACGGUGAAGAGCGACAUGGGCGCCGUCGUCCGCGUCAUGCAGCUGCCGGACUCAGGCUUGGAGAUCCGAGACCGCAUGUGGCUCAAGAUCACCAUUGCCAACGCUGUCAUCGGGGCGGACGUGGUGGACUGGCUGUACACACACCUGGAGGGCUUCAAGGAGCGGCGGGAGGCGCGCAAGUACGCCAGCAGCAUGCUGAAGCGGGGCUUCCUGCGGCACACGGUGAACAAGAUCACUUUCUCCGAACAGUGCUACUACGUCUUCGGGGACCUGUGCAGCAAUCUUGCGGCCCUGAACCUCAACAGCGGCUCCAGUGGGGCCUCGGAUCAGGACACACUGGCACCCCUGCCCCACCCGGCUGCCCCCUGGCCCCUGGGUCAGGGCUACCCCUACCAGUACCCAGGGCCCCCGCCCUGCUUCCCGCCCGCAUACCAGGACCCUGGUUUCAGCUACGGCAGCGGCAGCGCUGGGAGUCAGCAGAGUGAAGGAAGCAAAAGCAGUGGGUCCACC
Molecule: messenger RNA, 765 nt
Organism: Vicugna pacos (alpaca)
Lineage: Eukaryota; Metazoa; Chordata; Mammalia; Artiodactyla; Camelidae
Source: RefSeq, a predicted model, not a curated record